Molecule: messenger RNA, 2066 nt
Organism: Drosophila ficusphila
Lineage: Eukaryota; Metazoa; Arthropoda; Insecta; Diptera; Drosophilidae
Gene: TTLL1B
Product: probable tubulin polyglutamylase TTLL1
Exons: 1
Coding region: 406-1854 (482 amino acids)
Biological process (GO): protein polyglutamylation; microtubule cytoskeleton organization
Cellular component (GO): cilium
Molecular function (GO): tubulin-glutamic acid ligase activity; tubulin binding
Source: RefSeq, a predicted model, not a curated record
CGUUGUUUUUACGCCAUAGAGCCAAACUUUAUCCAUUCGCAUGGCGUUUAUUUUCCAACAGUUUUCUACCGAGUUUAACGGCCACUCUCAAACACACACACUGUUCGCCAGAAAAAGAAGUGAAGAGAAAAAAAUUCAAGUGCACAUAAUUUGGCCAUCACACAGUGCACAGAUUUUGUGAGGGGAAUUUUUCGGCAUUUUUGCAGCUUAACUUGCUAAACUAUUUGAAAAUUUUGGUGCAACGCUUUCGACUACCUCCCCCCAAAAAAAAAAAAGCUUAUGAGAAAAAAACAAAAGGAAGCGCCGCCUGGCAACCAUUCCCCCAUACAACGCCAACGAAAAAAUAAAGGGUUGUGAAUAAAUUUCGGCUUUGUUGGUUCAAUAAGUUGGGAGGAGGUUGGCAACAUGGCCGUUGUCUGGGACAUGAGCCAAUGGACGCAGGCGUGGCGGAUUGCCAGUCUGCUGCCGACGGUCCGCUCGAGCGGUCCGAACAUCCCGAGCGGUACAACCAUGUACGGACGCCAAGCGGGCGGUGCCAGUCAGUCGGUGGCCAAUGGCGCCUCAAAUGGUGGGGCAAACAGCGGCGGUGGCGGCGCCCAGGGACAUGAUAAGCUGAAAAUUGGCUUUUGCACGGACCUGGAUAAAUCGGUUUUGGUCAACAACUUCGAGAAGCGCGGCUGGCAUCAGGUGAACGGCGACGAUGACUGGCACUUCUAUUGGGCAGGUGUGCAGACCUGUCGCAACAUCUUCAGCGUGGACAGUGGCUACCGGAUGCAUGACAACCAGAUGAUCAAUCACUUUCCCAAUCACUACGAACUGUCGCGCAAGGAUUUGCUGGUGAAGAACAUCAAACGCUAUCGCAAGGACCUCGAAAGGGAUGGCAAUCCUCUGGCGGAGAAAACAGAAUCCAACAACUCCAGUGGCACUAGAUAUUUGUAUCUGGACUUUGUGCCCACCACUUUUGUUUUGCCCGCGGACUACAACAUGUUCGUGGAGGAGUAUCGCAAGUUUCCGUUGAGCACUUGGAUCAUGAAGCCCUGCGGAAAGUCGCAAGGAGCUGGAAUAUUUCUAAUCAACAAGCUGUCAAAACUCAAGAAGUGGUCGAGGGAGGCAAAGGGUCCCUUUCACCCCCAAAUUGCCAAGGAGUCGUACGUGAUUUCCAGAUACAUUGACAAUCCCCUGCUGAUUGGUGGCAAAAAAUUCGAUCUGCGACUGUAUGUUUUAGUGGCUUCAUUUAGGCCCUUGAAAGCUUACUUAUUUAAGCAGGGCUUCUGCCGCUUUUGCACCGUAAAAUACGAUACUAGUGUUACGGAACUGGACAAUAUGUACGUACAUCUGACCAACGUGAGUGUGCAGAAGCAUGGCGGUGAAUAUAAUACCCUGCAUGGUGGCAAGUGGUCUGUGCAAAAUCUGGCUUUAUAUCUGGAAGGAACCCGAGGAAAGGAGGUUACGGAUCGCUUAUUUGGAGCCAUAUCCUGGCUUAUUGUGCACUCCCUAAGAGCUGUGGCUCCUGUGAUGGCCAGCGAUAGACAUUGCUUCGAGUGCUAUGGCUACGAUAUCAUAAUAGAUAAUGCCCUGAAACCUUGGCUCGUGGAGGUCAAUGCCUCGCCUUCGCUGACUUCCACCACUGUGAACGAUAGGAUACUGAAGUACAAGCUGAUUGACAACAUUUUGUCGGUGGUCCUGCCCCCUGAUGGAGUUCCCGAUGUCCGUUGGAAUAAGGUGCCCAGUGCGGAUGCCUUGGGCAACUUUGAACUACUCAUCGAUGAGGAGUUGGCCGCUCAGGAUGAGCAGCAAAACAGCAGCAGUAAUGCCCACAGUAAAACCUCUAAGAUGGGCAGUCGCUGGAAGUGACGAAAGUAGAUCAGGGGUUGGGAUUCGCUGGUUCUUCAAAAAUAAUACUUUGUUUUAAAAAGUACUUAAAAUAUCUGUGUGAAUUUAUGAGUACACACGAACCAAAAAUUAACAUAACCCAAAUAACAGUGUAAAUAUAGAACACUAAAUGAAACUUGAAUAUUAUUAAAUUGUUUCUUAUAGAAAUAAAUAAAAACAAAUGGUUUGUGUUA